CCGGUGUCCAUAUUUAUAAGGAAGUGACUCUCCUCUCAAGCACCAGAGUGUUUGUGGCUGCUUGACAACAAGAGCACUGAAUCCUAAAACAUGAGAGUCUUGGUAGUAUUAACAUGCUUACUGGCAGGCUGCCUGGCCCAGAAGCCUCACCCAUGCUCAAGUCCUCCUUUGCUGAGUGGAGCCCUCACUGUGUCCACACAGAAUGAAAAGCUGUGGGCUUAUGCCAGUUACUUCUAUGAUGCACUGGGACAGCGGACACGGCUCAGGGAGCUGGGCACUUACGAGAAUAAGACAUUCACCAGAGACGCCCUUCUGCUCUAUAGAGAGGCUACCAUGUAUGACAUUAAUGAACAAAACCGUACAUGCAAGAAAAGGCCUCUGAAGGUAGACUUCCAGCCUCUGGGAAUCCCAAAGAAUGCAUCUCUGCUGGGCCAGGUUGUUUUGGGCAGCUCGUCCGGACCUGGAGAAGGACUCCUGGUCAACACUUGGACAGGAGAUCUGCCCGACAAAGCAGGAAAGUUCAUGAGCACAGUCACUGAAUUUGGAUGCAUUCCUGUCAGCACUGUGUAUCACACUGACCAGUUUGGAUGGGUGGUGACAAGCUUCUUCAACAACAUCAUUGGGAUUCUGGACCCCAGUCUCCUCAUCCCUCCAGAUUUCUGCCCGGAUGCAGAGAUGAAGGUUGACAGUGAAGAGGAGCCAGCAGACUUCCUCAGCUUGUUCCUUAACAAGCACUGAGGGCCUCCUUUAACUAAUGUCUUCUUUGAGAUUUGAAGUGGAGCUACUCUACUGAAUCAUAGCUGUGUUAUGUGGUAUACAUCACAUUUACUCCUGCUAAGAAUGUGUAAUUCUACAUUUUCAAAAUUAAUUUUUUAUAUACAUAUGUCUGGCUUAAAAAUAGAGCUGCACUUAUAGAUGUUUUCAUGUUGACAAUGGAUUAAAUACUGUGUGAUGUGAUCACCUGACUCUACAGCUCCCCUCGGCUCUACAGAGCAUUUAGCGUCUAUAAGUGCAGUAUUUCCUUUUUCCGGCCCCCAGACUCUGGACUCCACUCACAUACUACCACGUUCUGUCAUUUUUAUCAAUAAAAAUAUAAGAAUACUGAACAAAUGCA
This is a messenger RNA of Siniperca chuatsi (mandarin fish), 1114 nucleotides long. RefSeq names its product ependymin-2-like. NCBI's taxonomy places the organism in Eukaryota, Metazoa, Chordata, Actinopteri, Centrarchiformes, Sinipercidae. Gene Ontology annotation, molecular function: calcium ion binding. The record is from RefSeq and is a predicted model, not a curated record. Gene Ontology annotation, cellular component: lysosome; extracellular region. The transcript has 6 exons. Gene Ontology annotation, biological process: cell-matrix adhesion. The coding region runs from base 91 to 738 and encodes 215 amino acids.